Molecule: messenger RNA, 1028 nt
Organism: Etheostoma spectabile (orangethroat darter)
Lineage: Eukaryota; Metazoa; Chordata; Actinopteri; Perciformes; Percidae
Gene: smim7
Product: small integral membrane protein 7
Exons: 5
Coding region: 112-339 (75 amino acids)
Source: RefSeq, a predicted model, not a curated record
GAGCAGGGCAUAAAACCCCAUUCUCAAAUCUCUGAAACGUUAUUGGUCACAUUCCUGAUUGCGUGACGAACACGGAAGUUAGGUGGGGUUUUUUGACGGGAUGUGAACAAAAUGAUCGGAGAUCUGUUGAUAUUCGGGACCUUACUGGUGAAUGCAGGGGCCGUGCUGAACUUCAAGCUCAAAAGAAAGGAGUCCCAAGGAUUUGGAGAUGAGUCCAAAUCACCGACAACAGGUGACAACAUCAGAGAGUUUCUGCUCAGCCUGCGGUACUUUAGGAUCUUCAUCGCUCUGUGGAACAUCUUCAUGAUGUUCUGCAUGGUCGUCUUGUUUGGGUCAUGAUCAACGUUUUUGGUGACUGGACUUUCAUCAGGAUGCUGUUUUUCCAAGUUGGAUGCUAUAACCUUUUCCUUUAUUAGAGUUUGUACUAUUUGUCACUUUAACUGUAAUUUAUUCUCUAUUUUCUUCACAACCCCAAAUCAUAAGUCUGCUUCCUGCUGUACAGGAAUUUAUGAAUUGCUGUAUUUAUUUUGUCUUACAGAAGUUGUUACAUUUGUACCCCUUGCUUUUAAGCUGUAACUGCACCAACACCCUUGCCUUUGCUGAAUACAUGUUGUUGUGUGCCCCUGUGCUUCAUCAUAAAACAUUAGAUCAUUUUCUCCAGCAUUUCAGUUUGCUUUGCGGUUGAAAUAAGACUUAUCUGUGUUUCAUCCUUUAAAGAUCCUGUAGUGAUCAAAGCUGGUGGAAAAAAUUUUGAUUUACCAAGAUCGUCUUGCUUAAACAUCUUUUUAUCCCUUUUCCUUGCACAGCCGUUACAGUCACUUAAUGAACUUAUCUCAUCUCCUCUGUACAAACAUCUCCAAAUGUACUCACACUCUAGUGUAUAGUGUAUGUCCAUACAGAAAAUUUCAAUGCAUUAUAAAAAAAAAGAAGCAAUAUUCCUUUAUUCUGGGGCACAUGUGCUGUAAGUAAAUGUAUUUGCCCUACAAUGUAAAUGUGUCCUGUUCAAAAUAAUAAAAAACAUUUUCUUA